Penicillium paradoxum is the source of this 1464-nucleotide messenger RNA. RefSeq names its product AA9 family lytic polysaccharide monooxygenase. The transcript has a single exon. NCBI's taxonomy places the organism in Eukaryota, Fungi, Ascomycota, Eurotiomycetes, Eurotiales, Aspergillaceae. Bases 1 to 1464 code for a protein of 487 amino acids. The record is from RefSeq and is a predicted model, not a curated record.
AUGUCUUUCUCCAAAAUCGCGGGUCUCCUGCUCAGCUCGGCCGCUAUAGUCGCUGGCCAUGGUUAUGUGUCGGGUGCUGUUGUUGACGGUACCUACCAUGGCGGCUUCAUUGUGAGCUCGUACAACUACAUGGACGAGGUGCCCGAGAACAUCGGAUGGGCCGAGGGUGCCACUGACCUUGGCUUUAUCGACGGCUCCGCAUACUCCAGCCCCGAUAUCAUCUGCCACAAGGAUGCCACCCCCGGUACGAUCUCCGCUGAGGUCAAGGCCGGUGGCUCCGUCGAGCUCCAGUGGACUGAGUGGCCCGAGAGCCACCACGGUCCAGUCAUCACCUACUUGGCCAACUGCAAUGGUGACUGCUCUUCGGUCGACAAGACUGCCCUCGAGUUCUUUAAGAUCGACGAGGCUGGUCUGAUUGACAACAGCAAUGUUCCCGGCACCUGGGCAUCUGACGAUCUCAUUGCCAACAACAACAGCUACACUGUGACCAUCCCCAGUGCCAUCGUCUCCGGCAACUACGUUCUCCGUCACGAGAUCAUUGGCCUUCACUCUGCCGGCGAGACCAACGGCGCCCAGAACUACCCCCAGUGUCUCAACCUGAAGGUUACUGGCGGUGGCAGCGACUCUCCCAGCGGCACCCUCGGUACCGAGCUCUACAAGGCCACUGACCCCGGCAUCAAGAUCAGCAUCUACACCUCCUUGGACUCUUACGAGAUCCCCGGUCCCGCCCUGUACACCGGUGCCUCAUCAGGCCCCUCGACCAGCACCGUUGCUUCCACAGCCCCAACCUCAGUCGUAGCCACCAGCUCUUCCGUCGGAGCAACCGUUACUGCCGCGCCUACCUCCAUUGCCUCAACCGUGAGUGCUUCUCCCAUCCCGAGUUCCUCCUCGUUCUCGCACCCGCACCUCACCCGCACUCUCACUCGCACUGCGCGUCCCACCUUCACCACAUAUGCUCCCACAGUCUCCAUCCCCAGUGAAUCUGGCCCUGAGGCCCCUGUUGAGACUGAGACUCCCAUCGAGACUGAGACUCCCAUUGUUCCUCCCACUAUCACCAAGACUACCACUGCUACUCAGGUUACUGACGAGCCUGCUCCACAGACUCCCAGUGCCUCCACUGACAGCGUCACCAUCACUGUGAGCUCCCCCGGCGGCCACUCCGCUCAGAGUUCCGCCCCCGCAGCUGGAGAGGGCUCCUCCGAGCCUAGUGUCACCUCUAACCCCAUCGCUGCGCCAACUUCUGGCUCUGGCUCUGGCUCUGGCUCUGGCUCUGGCUCUGGCUCUGGCUCUGGCUCUGGCUCUGGCUCUGGCUCUGGCUCUGGCCCUGGCUCUGGCCCUGGCUCCAUCCCCUCAUCUUCCUACCUGGACUCCCUGAGCGCCGAGCAGCUUCUCGCCCUCAUCCGUUCCACUCUCAAGUGGCUCGUCUCCAACAAGAAGGUGCACGCCCGCGACCUGUCAUCCUAA